Messenger RNA from Monodelphis domestica (gray short-tailed opossum), 1588 nucleotides. It is a transcript of the gene SDHAF3, whose product is annotated as succinate dehydrogenase complex assembly factor 3. Gene Ontology annotation, biological process: mitochondrial respiratory chain complex II assembly; succinate metabolic process. The record is from RefSeq and is a predicted model, not a curated record. Gene Ontology annotation, cellular component: mitochondrion; mitochondrial intermembrane space. NCBI's taxonomy places the organism in Eukaryota, Metazoa, Chordata, Mammalia, Didelphimorphia, Didelphidae.
GGGGAAGGAGUGCUUCCUGGAGGAGGAGGAUGGGGAGGAUCAGAACCGGGUUCUCCAAGGAGCUGCCCUACUAUCCCGGGGUGUCGCAGGAAUGCCAAGCCUGGCGGUGUAUGUGUGCUUCUCUCAGGCCACCCCCCCAAAAUCGGGGGGGGGAGAAAGGGGGGACCAUCGGCCUCAGAGGGGAGGCGGGGCAGUGCGCAAGUGUGCUGGGAGCUGUGGGUUCACGGGCUGGCUUCCUAAAAGAAGUUGUAGAGAGCAGACGCAGCAGGAACCACCUAGGAAGAAAGUCCCGUCAAAGGCAGGGCGUGGAGAGGCCGUGCAGGGCGCAGGCGCGCCUGGAAGGCGCAAGGAUGAAGGCGGAAGCGUUUCCAAGAGAGACGUAAGCAAAACAGAGUCGCGCGCAGGCGCAUUGGGAACUCCAGAGGCGGCGCAGGCGCAGUGAAGCCGGUGACACCAGCAUGACGGGGCCGCACGUGUCCCGGGUCCGGGCCCUGUACCGCCGGCUCCUGGCGUUGCACCGCGCGCUGCCGCCCGACUUGCGCGCUCUAGGCGAUCAGUACGUGAAGGACGAGUUCCGGCGCCACAAAGGCGUAGGCCACGAGGAGGCGCUGCGAUUCCUGCGCGAGUGGGAGAGGUACGCAGCAGCGCUCCAGCAGCAGACGAGUGGAGCCGCGGGGACGCCGCUGGGGAGCCCGCCUCACCGAGGAGCAGCUGGACCCACUUCAACGAGGAGCAGAUCGGCCAGCUGCAGGAGCUCAUGCAGGAGGCCACCAAGCCCAAUCGGCAGUUCAGUAUGGGGGACCCAGCCAAGCCCCAGGCCUAGAGCCUCCUCGAUGGGACUCUCCUGCGCUGUGGCCAUGAAGCGGGGGCUUCUGGGGGCGGCAGCUGCUUGUUUGGGCAGCUUUUACCCUUGAACUAUUGCUGGUCUGCUAGUGAGAUGCUCCUGAAACUAACUGUAUGCUUCCCCAGCUACCUUAGUGUACAGGGACCCCGGACACCCAUAACCUGUUUGCGGGAAAGCCACCCAGAGGCCCCCAGUGUUCCCCAGCCAGCCGGCCUUGCUGGGCUGCUGCCACAGACCAUCUAUAGCUACCUUGUGGUCAGCCCUUGCUCAGACAUCCUGCCUCUGGGUUCCCCCAUGCCCCCUCUCUGUCCCCCUCUGCCCCCCUCUGCCCCUCUCUGUCCCCCUCUGUCCCCCUUUGCCCCCCUCUGCCCCUCUGUCCCCCUCUACCCCCCUCUGCCCCUCUCUGUCCCCCUCUGCCCCCCUCUGCCCCCCGCCCUCUGCCCCCCUCUGCCCCUCUCUGCCCCUCUCUGCCCCCCUCUGCCCCUCUCUGUCCCCCUCUGUCCCCCUCUGCCCCCCCUCUGCCCCCCUCUGCCCCCCUCUGCCCCUCUCUGCCCCUCUCUGCCCCCCUCUGCCCCUCUCUGUCCCCCUCUGUCCCCCUCUGCCCCUCUCUGCCCCCCUCUAGGCCCCUCUGUCCCCCUCUGCUCCAGCACUCCUUAGGGCUAGCGAGUGCACAUUGUCCUGAGGGGUCUGGGCCCCUCCAGCAUGUGUCUGUGUGUCUUCCCUUAAUAAAGAUCCUUCCACGCC